Molecule: messenger RNA, 1436 nt
Organism: Cannabis sativa
Lineage: Eukaryota; Viridiplantae; Streptophyta; Magnoliopsida; Rosales; Cannabaceae
Product: GDSL esterase/lipase 1
Exons: 5
Coding region: 163-1284 (373 amino acids)
Biological process (GO): lipid metabolic process
Molecular function (GO): lipase activity
Source: RefSeq, a predicted model, not a curated record
CUUUCGAAACUAAAUAAAAUAAAACACAGGUUUUAAGAACAUUUAUUAAUAUUGGCCUUAUAUCAAACAAAUAUUUUAUUAUUAUUUUUUGUGGGCAUGAGCAACUCUAUAUUAAUGCUCACAAAACGUAGAUAAAAUCUAAAUUAGUUGAAAGAAGUCCUCAUGGAGAAAUCAAGUUUUGCCAUUACUGUUCUCCUUAUAUUUUAUUGUAUAUUCAGUCUAGUUAUUCCAGCAAAAUGUUACCGUCACUAUCCCCACCCAUCAAAAUAUGAAACUCCCAACAGCUUGUUUAUCUUUGGAGAUUCAUUAUUUGAUGCUGGAAAUAAUAACUAUAUCAACACUUUAAGUCAGGCCAAUUACUAUCCAUACGGUGGAACCUUCUUUAAAUUCCCAUCUGGUAGAUUUUGUGAUGGCCGAACUAUCCCUGAUUUUAUUGCUGAGUAUGCUAAACUUCCACUGAUUCCCCCUUAUUUGUUCCCUGGAAAUCAUAACUUCAAAUAUGGAGUGAAUUUUGCAUCAUCAGGAUCUGGUGCUCUGAUUGAAACUAGAAAAGGAACUGUGAUUGAUCUCAAAACUCAACUUAGUUAUUUCAAGAACGUUAGUAUUCAACUGAAGCAGCAAAUGGGGUAUGCUGAUGCCAAGACUCUGCUUUCAAGAGCAGUUUUUCUCUUCAGUGUUGGGAGCAACGAUUACUCAUUCCCUUUUGAGACUAACUCCACAGUCCUUAUUUCCCACACUACCGAAGAGUUUGUAGGAAUGGUCAUAGGCAAUAUAACUGAAGUUAUUGAGGAAAUUUACAAAUUUGGAGGAAGGAAAUUUGGGUUUCUAAGCUUGGGACAAUUAGGGUGUUCACCAUCCGGUAGAGUACUUGAAAGGGGAAACAAUGGAGCCUGUUUUGAAGGAUUCACACCGUUUGUAAAAUCACACAACACUCAACUCUCCAUGCGACUAAAGAAGUUAGAGACAAAGCGCAAAGGAUUCAAGUACUCACUAGUUGACUUUUAUUCAUUAGCAGAAGAAAGGAUAAAUAACCCCUUAAAAUAUGGCUUUAAAGAAGCGAAGGUGGCAUGUUGUGGGAGUGGUCCGUACAGAGGACAUCCGAGCUGUGGAGGUAGGAGAGGAGAGAAAGAGUAUGAACUGUGUGAAAAUGUGACAGACUAUAUCUUCUUUGACUUUACUCAUCCCACAGAAAAGGUCAACCAGCAAUUUGCUAAAGAAGCAUGGAGUGGAAAGCCUGGUUUCUCAGGGACUUACAAUCUCAAAGCAUUAUUUGAAUCCAUGUAAAAUGCGUGUGUGGACUGGAGAUGAUCACCUUCAAUUACUUUUUCAAUGCUGCUCUAUUAAUCCUGUUAUUUACUGGUUUGUUAUAUUUUACGUGUUCGAGUGAAAGACCUUGAAAUAUUACUCUUUAAUCAUCUUAUUAUUUUUCGUUUUAA